GAAACAUGGAUCCCCCUCAAUUGCCAACGAUUCCAGAAUUUUUCCGUGAUCGUGAAAUUUUCAUCACUGGAGGUACGGGAUUCCUAGGAAAAGCAAUCAUUGAGAAGAUUCUCUAUUCCUGUCCCGAUAUCCGGAGGAUCUACUUGUUGAUCCGAAGCAAGAAAGGUGUCGAAGUCAGGGAUCGUAUUGAGAAAUUUAAAUCAAAUCAGAUCUUUGAUCGUAUUAGGGUGAAGGAUGAGAAGCUUCUGAAUAAAUUAAUACCUCUUGGGGGGAAUUCAAUGAGUCUUCAACUAGGGUUAAGUGAAGAAGAUCUUGCAAAGAUGGCGAACGUGUCUGUGAUCAUAAAUAGUGCUGCGAGUGUACGAUUCGAUGAACCUCUCCGGGAUGCGAUCUUGAUGAAUACGCGAAGUGCUCGAGAGCUCGUAAUGAUUGCGCAGAAGCUGAAGAAUCUCAAAGUUCUCAUCCAUAUCUCAACAACGUACUGCAAUCCUAGCUAUAAAGUAAUCGAAGAGAAGGUUUAUCCUCCUCUAGCUGAUUGGCGUCAAGUCAUCAAACUUGCUGAGACUGUCUAUCCUGAUAUCUUGGAAACUCUAUCUGCAAAGUACAUGGACUUCCAACCAAAUACCUACACAUUCACAAAGAGUCUAGCAGAACAGAUCAUGAAGGAUUUUUCGUCCAAGUUACCCAUCCUAAUUUUUCGACCAUCAAUAAUUUCUGCUUCUGUUAGGGAGCCUUUUCCUGGGUGGAUAGAUAAUUUUAAUGGCCCCAUGGGAAUUAUUACUGCAUCAGGAACAGGUCUAGCUAGAGUCUUGUACACUGAGACUUCAAUCAAGAGCAAUUACCAGCCACUUGAUGUUUGUGUCCGAUCUCUUCUUGUAGCUAUUUGGAAGCAUAGUGUAGCUCCCAUAACCAAUAUGAUUACCUACAAUUGUGCUUGCAGCAAAGUAAAAGAGAUCAGUAUUGGAAAUUUUGUACAACAUUGCUACAAUAUAGCUAAGGACAUACCCCUAGAUAAAUCAGUGUGGUUACCAAAUUUGACAAUAAUUUCAUACCAGAUUCUUUACAAGAUAGCGGUUAUAUUCUUUCAAGUAAUCCCUGGAAUGUUCUUAGACAUGAUCUUGAGAGUCAUGAAAAAGAAGCCCAUAGCUCUGAGCGUUAUGAGAAAAUUUCAUUUUGCUUCUUUCUCAAUUUCAUACUUUAUGUUCAAUGAAUGGCUUUUUGUGAAUGAUAAUUUCUUCAAUCUAAUGAACGACAUCAAGCUUGAAGACAUGGAAGAGUUUUCAUUUGACUUCUACGAGGCUAUAGAGGAUAGAAGGUAUUUGUACAAUUCAUUGCGUGGUGCUAUAAAAUACCUCAUGAUGCAAAAAGAGGAGAAUAUUCUACGAGCUAAGGGAUGGUCACGUUAUUUUGGAAACUCUACAGGAACAAAAUGGCCAAAAUGUGAGAAUUUCAAAUAAUUUUUUUGAGCACAAAAAUUUAUUUUCUAAAUUAAAAAUACUGAAUUCUUAUCAAUAUUUGGCCAUUUAACAAGAGUGCAAGCAAAUUUCGAAUUUUUGGUUUCAAAAUUGGCUUGAAAAUCGCUCUUGAAAGUCCCCGAGUUUCCAAAAUAACGUGACCAUCCCUUAGAAGAACCUAUAGAAUUCUUUGGGUUCUGGAUAGUGCUGUUAAAAUAAUUUUCUGGUUUGGAGUUUUGUGGUUCCUUUUAAAGCGCUAUGAUGUGUUUAAUUUUAGUUAAAACUAAGCUGUUUUAAAGAAUAAUUUAAAUUUUCAAAGAGUGGGGAAUGUAGUGCUGUUAAAAUUUAUUGGGUUUUUGUGGGAAAUUUUUGGGAAAAAAGGUGAAACGGAAAAAAUAAAUGAAAUAAAUCUUUCUACUAAAA
This is a messenger RNA of Lutzomyia longipalpis, 1877 nucleotides long. Its product is annotated as fatty acyl-CoA reductase 1-like. Gene Ontology annotation, molecular function: alcohol-forming very long-chain fatty acyl-CoA reductase (NADP+) activity. The transcript is spliced from 3 exons. Lineage: Eukaryota; Metazoa; Arthropoda; Insecta; Diptera; Psychodidae. Gene Ontology annotation, cellular component: peroxisome. Gene Ontology annotation, biological process: long-chain fatty-acyl-CoA metabolic process. The record is from RefSeq and is a predicted model, not a curated record. Bases 6 to 1457 code for a protein of 483 amino acids.